This is a messenger RNA of Carassius gibelio (silver crucian carp), 2345 nucleotides long. Its product is annotated as phosphatase and actin regulator 3-like. Gene Ontology annotation, biological process: actin cytoskeleton organization. Gene Ontology annotation, molecular function: actin binding. The transcript has 13 exons. The coding region runs from base 423 to 2009 and encodes 528 amino acids. The record is from RefSeq and is a predicted model, not a curated record. NCBI's taxonomy places the organism in Eukaryota, Metazoa, Chordata, Actinopteri, Cypriniformes, Cyprinidae.
AUGUCCCUUCAGUGACUGCAGGUCUGUGUGGCUCCAGCACUAUCACAAGGAGCCCACAAGAGGGCGCCACAGGCUAACUAUUCCUUACUUCCUCUGACAGAUCACUGUAACCCUCUUCUCUUCAGUCUGCUUCAGAUAACAUUGAUUGUAUGACAUAUGACGACGAUUAUUAAUAGCCUACUGUUAAACCCACGAAGACUUGAGGUUCGUCCACACAUUAAAAUCACCCAUCACCAAUGACACGUUUCAUCAAACUAAUAAUAAUGCAGGUGAAUGCAAGUGAAAGCCGGAUCUUGUGACCAGAUGCGCCUCAGUCAGGGCACGCGCACGACUCUCCUCCUCCAGCGCUGCUGCUGUCAGUCUGAAUCACGUCCACACGCGCACAUCGGCUUCUCUGUGCUCCACCGUCUGCUCUCAUCUCCAUGGCCACAUCAGAUGGAUCCGAAGAUUGCGUUGUGCGGAGAGGAAGAUCUCAAAGUGACCCGAGCAUCCUCAGCGACACUCGUGUGGUUUAUACGAACAGCUCAGAUGUGAUGGAUCAGCACAGAGCGCUUCACUCCGGUUGUCUGGUGUCGGGGGUCCGAACUCCCCCCAUCCGACGCAACAGCAAACUGGCCAGCCUGGGACGCAUCUUCAAGCCCUGGAAGUGGAGGAAAAAGAAAAAUGAAAAACUGAGACAGGGCUCUACAGGGCCGGAGAGGAAAGGGCCCAGCAGGCCGAAUCGUGACGAUCUCGUCAGGAAGGGUCUGACAGAGGCUGGCAUGGAGUCGGGUCAGGCGUGUGGCGUGAGUCCAGACGAGGCAGGAUCCCCGGCGCGGGACGGGUCUGACGGAGAGGAGCACGAGGACGAGCCCAUGGCUCCGCUGGCCAGCAACACUGAGGAUCUGGGGUCUGAUGAGGACAAUCUGUCCACAGCACGAGACGCCACAGAGAUGAUAGACACAGAAGGGGAACUUGAACAAAGUGAGGAUGAGGAGAAGUCCUGUGUUGAAGCCUCGAGCCGAGGGGCCAGUGUGGGGCCCCCUGAGGCCCCUGAGCACCAUGAGCCGAAAAAAGAGGAGGCGCCGCCGCUCAGAGAAGUCCACACUCCUCCAGCCAGACUUCCUGUGAAGCUGCUGACUCGACUGGGUACCCACUCUAAUCAGAGCCGGCCCGCUCCUGCCACGCUGCCCAGGAACUUCACCCUGCCCAAAGACGCCCUGCGGGGCAGGAUCUGCACCCCCACCGGCUCCCCUCACUUAGGUCUGAUGCCCCCUAGCUGCAUCAUCGAGGAACUGCACCGUGCGCUGGCCACCAAACACCGGCAGGACAGUUUCCAUGGAAAGGAGAUGCGUAGCUCACCCAGACGGCGCUCAGAUGGACGGCUGUCCCGCACCUCCAGCACUGAGAAUGAGCCGAGCCCAGAGGUGCAGAACCAAAAAGAGGCUGAAGAGAACAAGGAGAACAUGCGUCUGGACGAAUACUACAGUGACCCGGACAGCUGGAACGAGUCCGUCAUCUCUGGUACACUUCCACGACGAAUCAGAAAAGAGCUUCUGGCAGUAAAGCUGCAUAACAGACCCAGCAAACAGGAGCUGGAGGACAGGAACAUCUUCCCCGUGCGCAGUGAUCAGGAACGCCAGGAGAUCCGCCAGCAGAUCGAAAUGAAGCUUGCCAAGAGACUGAGCCAGAGGCCAGCGGUGGAGGAGCUGGAGAGCCGGAACAUCCUCAAACAGAGGAAUGACCAGACAGAGCAAGAGGAGAGAAGGGAAAUCAAGCAAAGGCUAAACAGAAAGCUGAAUCAGCGGCCCACGGUUGACGAGCUGCGGGACAGAAAGAUUCUGAUCCGUUUCAGUGACUAUGUGGAAGUGGCCAAAGCUCAGGAUUACGACAGAAGAGCAGACAAGCCCUGGACCAGACUAUCUGCUUCAGAUAAGGCGGCGAUUCGCAAAGAGCUGAAUGAGUUCAAGAGCAGCGAAAUGGAGGUUCAUGCGUCAAGCAAACACCUGACAAGGUUCCAUCGACCAUAGCAAGGUUUCUUCCGUGAAGAAUAUGCUAACGGUGUCUCUGUGAAGUCCCAGACCUCAGGGGGCUGUCCAUGGCUGCUCCGUGGAGGGCCUGAUAUUUGGGCGCUAGUGAACCUUGGAGGCUAUGUCUCUGGAGCUUCAUCCUGAAGAAGCCAAAACCCUCCAAACUCCUCUCAGUCCAGCUGCAAGUCUGUAGAUUACUGAACCUUUGCUGUUUUUCAGAGGACUCUGGUGGCUCGGUGGAAGACUGUUUGAAAAAAAAAAAAAAGACAUUUGACUUUUUCGGGGUUUUUUGUUUUUUGUAAUUUAUUUUGUAAUUUUUAAAUGAUCACCUUUUGA